Molecule: messenger RNA, 4444 nt
Organism: Homarus americanus (American lobster)
Lineage: Eukaryota; Metazoa; Arthropoda; Malacostraca; Decapoda; Nephropidae
Exons: 3
Coding region: 140-3739 (1199 amino acids)
Source: RefSeq, a predicted model, not a curated record
UCCGUGUAAUCUCCGACGUAACCUGUCAAUGCACUAUCAAAAUGAGCUAGUUGCAUUGUGUCAGGAAACAUUGUAAAAAGGUGCCCAUAUUUUGCGGAAAAGUUCAAGAGGAGUGCACAGGGGGCAAGGCUCCAGGGGAAUGUUUCAAUGUCUGUGCUGGAAGAGGAAGAACGAGGAAUUAUCAGACACAGAGUACUUGAUUGAUGAGAACGUUUCACCAAGAUUGCGGGAUGAGGCGGGAGAGAAUGUGACAAUAAGCCAAGGGUCCCAGCAAGAGAUACAGGAGGAGGAUGAACCGCACAAAACUGACGAAGAAGAGAGGGCACCAGGGACUACAGUCGAAGGUUCACAACCUCAACGACAGGAAAAAAAGGGAAGAUCAUCCCCCAGUAAGUGUCAACCGGUAAUAAAGACAAAAGCUAUGGUGACUUAUAAAGAUGAAGGUCAAGAUAUCUCUAAGGGAAUGGAAUAUCUCGAGGCAGAAAAUAGAAAUCUCUUAUCAUCUAAGAGGACAAAAGAAGUAAGAACUGGAGUCAAUACAAAUUGUCAGAAUGAACAGAACCUUCGCGAGAACACUGCCAUAAAUGGGCGGGCAAAGGAUAUAUGUCAAAACAUAAUUAAACAAGAGAAGCAUGUAGAAUUGACAUGUGAACGUAAUACGGAUGAAAAACUAUUGGAUGUUCCUUGUAACCACACUGCUGUCACGGCCUCUGCCUACUGCUCAGUGACACAUUCCAGUAAAGAGAACAUCAAUGAAUCAGAGAGACAAUCUAAUUCAUUCCAUGCUAGCAAUCAUAACGCAUUAUUAGCCUCUUCUGAGACCGACAAGCAGCACAAAUGUCAUCAAUUAUCAUGUUUAACCAAUCAAAAUGGUCAAUUGUGUACAAUCCUUGGUGAACAGUACAUCUUGACGCAUGUGAGGAAGAUUACAGUGUUGGUAUACAUCAGAAUGACAGUGUCAGAGGACAUGAUAGUUGGGUGUAGAUGUAUGUGGAGAGGAGAAGUACCAAUUCUACUCUCUGAACUUCCUGAUAAAACCCUCGUAAAGUUUGACGCAAUUGCCUUACCUUGUUCAAAGGCAUUCCAUGCUGUAGUUGUCUGGCAGAAAGUGAAGCCAAAAUCAGUUUUUGAAUCAUUGGAUGAUUCAUAUAUAUAUAUAGACAGCCGUGAACUUCCUGUAUUACGUUUUGUUUUUGAACAACACACUGCUUAUGUUGAAGUAAAGUAUGAUGACAAACUAGUAAUAUCAGAGUUCAUGAAAGAUGUAGUUUUCAUUGAUGGGAGUCAAACAGACCCAAAGGAUCUGUCUUUGAUGUCCUCCUGGCCUACAGGGACAGUAUUUGCUACAGUGUGUAGACUGUUAAGGGGCAGAGCAGCAGAAACUCUAACAUACACAUGCACAUGUGUGUGGUCCGGUAAAAGACCACAGAGAAACAGCAUACCCAUAGAAUUAAACAGUGGGGAACUAUACAAACGAAAGCCAAGUGGCAAGUAUGUUCGACACAAUAUAUAUCAGUGUUUGUGGUGUGACGUGUCCGCAAAACUGGAGGUUAUGAGGGGAACCUACACCCUCGUAUUUUGUGUUGGGAAAUGGAAUGUUUCCUUAGGUGUCACACAAGAGAACAUCAACAUCCUAAACAAGAAGAAAGGGUCACCUCUUUCAUCUGGCUUACUAGUGAAGGCACAUGUUGUACAAAUCCAUGAAGACAAAGUGUCAAGGUGGAGGGCCCUGCUGGUACAGCUAGUUGAAACUGGUGCUGACACUGAGUCCUCUUCAGCUUGUACUAUUACGACUGCAACAUUUACGACGAUGCCACAAGAAGAUCCCUCGGUCAGCAGUAAGCCAUUCCCUCAGGAAAAUAAAGCUAAGGGUGUAAAUGUUUCACAGACAAUGUCAUCCACUUGUGGCUCUCCACACUUAUCACCACAACCAUUAAACUGUGCUGUGAAAUCUCUGGGAAAAAAUUUUUACUGCACCACUGGGACAACCAUGACCAGUGCCAAAGUGUGGGUAGAAGGCUGUGUCUGGCAUUUCAGUAGUAUUUCCCAAGGUGUUGUCACACAUUCCAACAGAAGUAUACUAAUAAAACAGGACAAGUUCUAUGUGAAUGGUGAGAAAGUUCUUCCGGGUGACCCUCUUGCCAAAUUCUCCUCCAAAAGUGUACGGGUAAAUGCAUUCAUCGAGCCACUGCCCCACCCAAUGGAAGUAUUGAACUCCAUUGUGACUCAUAGAGCUGUAGUGGCAGGGCAGGGGCUUAAACAGCUAAAUAUAAGUGAUUUAUUGAAGAGUCCUUCAGAUGUAACAGAUUCAAAAGAAAUAUUAUACAAAAACUUUUCAAUAACAAAAAUGUUAACUCACAGAAACUGUCAAUGUUCCACAAACAUUCCAGAAGGACCUUCCAAACCAAGACAAGUCAGGGAAGUUGAUGCUAAUAUACCUUCAGUUCAAGAAUCUAACAAGAGAUCAGUAUCUUAUAUUGGUGCAUGUAUUUGGAAAAUGGCCAGUAUAUCUCUUGGUAUUGUGGCAAACAAUACAAAAAUUAUAGUUGUGAGGCAUGAUGCAUUUUAUGUAAAUCAGUUAAAAGUUUCCGGGAGUGACCCUCUUGUAAAAUUCAUUGGUAAUGACAUGCUUGUGAAUGUAGAGGUGACAGAGUUAUCUUCACCACAUACAGUGCUGGGGCAGACGGUCACUCACGAAGCAUUGUUGGCCUGGCAGGGAAAGAAGCCGCCACAGGAUGAAAAGGUUAUUAACAACUAUAUUAAAAGAAAUUCUACUUGGAUUGAAGGUUCCAGUAUUAAGGUGCACCUAAGUGAUGCUGGAAGGAUUAUUCUUAUAAAUGAUAUUCCAGAAAACUCUGGUCCUCUACGACCUCGGCACGUGUUGAGACAGGGAAGCUCCACUGGUCAGAUAAUAUCAGAUGCAACAGGAUUUCCACUUAAAGUUUGUAAGGAUUAUGGAAUUCUUAAGGUCCAUUGCCGCUUCGUGAAGGAGACGGAAGUGCUUGUUGCUUUCCAUAAAUCAGUAGUAUACAUAGAUAAAAAGAGAUUGAGUUGUGACAAACCUCUGGAUAAUCAAAUAAAAAUUUCCAACAAACAAAAAUCAUGGCACUGCUCAAUGAAGAGGGCUUCAAAAAUCUCGGGUAUGAACGUUCAGUACAUGGCAAAGCUGGUAUGGUACGGCAAGAAGCCAACAACAGAAGAAAUUUUAUUUCAGAUUUCAGACAGACCUACAUCAAAAGAUAGCUGGGAGAAGAGCAGGAGCCCAGUACCUCGCCUCCAGCCACCAGAGCGUGGCGAGGACUGCGGCUCCAAUAUCAUGACCCUCAGCAGCCAGAAUGGAGUUCCUGUCAGUGCUGCUGCCAUUGGACCUCACAACACAACCUUUUCACCAUUAAAUGAAGCUAAAGACAAUACGCUAUGCAAUGGUGGCUACAUUACCGAGGUCAUCCCAACAAAAAGGAAUGGAAGUGACUCCCACAUUGUAAAGCAACCUGAUAAGGAUUCCUUGGCACCAGACUUAUUCCCCACCAUGGCAGCUGGGGAGAGGGGAGAUACCAUGCAGGUGAAUGAAGAGGACUGGAUGUCACCUGAUCUAUUCCCUACAAUGGCAGCUGGGGAGGAGAAAGAUAUCGUGCAGGUGAAUGAAGACUGGAUGUCACCUGAUCUAUUCCCUACAAUGGCAGCUGGGGAGGAGAAAGAUAUCGUGCAGGUGAAUGAAGACUGGAUGUCACCUAGUUGAUUUAUUCCCUACAGUAGCAGUUGGGGAGGAGAUCUAACAUUAUCAAACACAUGAAUAAAGGUUGUUUGAGGGAAUAUUCUUUUCAGUAUUGACGGGCUGCUUAAACUUUCUAAACUGUAAAACCUCCAGACCAGAAUAGAAUAUUUUGCCACUUUAAAACAGACCUUUUCAUGUCAGAAAAUAAAUAUAGCUGAAGUAUUUAUCGUAUUUCACAGAAUAUAAGAUGCAUCCCAUAUUUCAGCAGGGAAUAUUUAGAAUUUUUUUUUUUGUGUAUUUAAUUAUUUAAUGUUUAUUCCUACUAAUAGGGAACAUGAUACAGUAAGUCUGUAUAAAAGAACUAAAUUUUCAAUUAUAAUUCUGGUAGGUAAACCCAUUACCAUAGUGUUUAUAAAUUGAGGGUAAAAUACCAUAAAGUUAAUUUGUUAGCACUGCCCUUGGUGAUAUGUUAUUACCAAAUUAUUGUUGUUAUGAUUGUUACUCAUUGUACUAAGAUGACAAUACAGUACUAUGGUAAGCACUGUAAAAACAUGAAAUGGCAAAUGAAUAGUAGUCUUUGUUGCAUGCCGAUAGAUGACGUUAGGUGCUACUGAGACUACGAACGAAUGGUGAUGGCUGUCGGUGUUAUUCACCGUUUUAUAUAUAUACAGUUUUACCCCGCCUAACGCGGUUUCACUUAACGCGUUUUCGCAUAUACGCGGUGCCUUG